UGUCUUUCUGGGGGUCCUUCUUUUUGACAGCAAAAAAACACAGCUCAAAUGUUGAUUUUAUCGAGACAGAAAUGCCAUCUCGCGUCACCCUGUCGACCUUUUGACUCCUUAAUAUCGUAACAUAUUUCUCUAAGUGAAAGACUUGUAUUUUAUCGCGUGGGUUUGUUGGGGCGGGGGGCGUUUGAAUUGAAACAACACAACAGCAAAAGAACAAACACUUCGCACUAAAGUGACUGAGGGAAAAACCUGGCUUUGCAAUGACAAACGUCAAUUCUGCAGCCACCAGUUUGCACACAGAGCUGUCCAAAAUCUUGGAGCUCUUGGCGAAAACGGCGAUUUCCGAAAUAAUCAAACUUUUUGACGUGCGGUACAGCGAGCUGCGUCUGGAGGUCUUGAGGAAAGGCGACGAAAAUGCAGACUUGAAGCGGAGAGUAAACUGCAUGCAAGACGAACUGGCGUCUGUGCGAAUGCGUUUUGGGAUAGGUAAUGGCGUACAGGAUGGAGGAUGCUACUCGAGGGCUCAGGAGUCGGGAGGCGUCCACACCCUCAACAGCCCUCUUCAGCAGUCGACUUCGACGUCGUCCAGGGAGAGCUCCUGUAGAAUGCAGAUCAAGGAGGAGAGACACUCAGACAUGCACUGGAGGACACACACAGGGUGUGAGAGGGCGGACACCUCGGAUUGUCUUCAGAUCACUCAGUCACAAGAGCCCGGAGAGUUUCGUCAGCUGCUGCUGAACCUGAAGGAGGAGCAGGAGCAGCAGGAGGAGGAUGAUGAGGAGGAGGACGAUCUGGAGCAGAGAGGAGGAGGAGGAGGAGAGCAGCACCUCAUGAUCAGGAGCGACGGACACACACAGGAGUGGUCUGAGGCGACCCCCUGGAGCCACUUCAGCCAGAGCGAUGACAUCAACAACGACGAGGAGGAGGACUUCCUGCCCCUCCUGCCACGCAUCGAGCAGGCCAUUGGCUACUUCCACUCCAAUCCCAUCAGCCCUCUUCCAGAGAAGCAGGGGGGCUCGCAGCAGACCGACAGCAACCCGGCAGGGGGGCCCCAGCAGGAAGCACACGCCGCGGGGCCCGGGGCCACGGUGGAACACCUCGGGGCUUAUUCAGGUUCCGAUGCCACGUCAACAUCAGCAGUGCAUCAGAUUCGCCGCACGGGAGGCCGCCAGCCCUCCUCCUGCCCCGUCUGCUACAAGCAGCUACCGUCCGAGAUAGAGUUGCUUAAACACAUGCGUUGCCAUCCGGGUAAGCGCCCCUAUGAGUGCACCAUCUGCGGCAUGCACCUGGCCCAGAAGAGCAGCCUGCGCACACACGAGCGCCUGCACAGUGGGCUGAGGCCGUAUCGAUGUCCCCAUUGUGAUAAGGACUACACGCUCGGCCACCACCUGAAGAGACACAUGCGGACUCACUUCCGCGACAACGCUAAACACAACGCCAACAGUGCUAACGCUAAUUCUAAUGCUAAUCAAUCGCACACACAUCAACACACACAUGGUAAUGCUAGCGCUAAUGCUAACCAAUCGCAUACACACCAACACACACACAGCGCUAACAGCGCUAAUGCUAACAGCGCUAAUGCUGCAACAGCUAACCAAUCGCAUACACAUCAACACACUCACAACACUAGCAGCACUAGCGUUAAUGCUACAACACCUAACCAAUCGCAUACACAUCAACACACUCACCACACUAACCACAAUACUAACGACAAUGUGACAACAGCCAGCACUGCAUUUGCCCAGUCACACACACACCAACACACACAUGCUAAUGACAACGCGAGCCAGCCUCAACAAACCCAUCAACACACACAUGCUACAGCAGCUAACACUACGACUUUCACCCAGUCACACACACACCAGCACGCUAACGACAAUGCGACAAACGCCAACCAGUCACACACACACCAGCACACACACGCUAAUGCACAAAGCGCUACAGCGGCCAGCCAAUCGCAUACACACGCACAGCAACACACACAUGCUAGCCACAACGCUGCGCAGUCACACACACACUUCAGAGAUAAUAGCAGUGUAGUUACGCCUCACACGCACCAGAACACGCAGCUACACGCACACACACAGCAAAACACCACCCCACACCCGCACGCACACACACAGCAGAACACCACUCCACACCCGCACACACACACUCACCUCACCAACCUGGACUACCACGCACACACACUUUAGAUAUUAGCAAUGACCACACUAUGACUGUCGAUUUCUCACACACAUAUAUACACACACACACACACACACACACACACACACACACACACAAGCACAACAGUAACAUACACAUCAGUCAACGACUGUCAAGUACACACACACACACACACACACACACACACACACACACAUCUAGAUGACUUAUCUGCCUACACUUCUGGCAUAACCUCACACACACACACGACAAAGACUGUCAAUGACCGCACACGCACACACACACGCACACAAACACACAAACAAUUGUUCUUUAGGAUUUUUCUUGAUUUGACUUCUCUGUAUGUCUGUAGUAUGUAUGUGUAGCGAUGUAGCAUUAGUUAUGGUCGUCUGUACGACGUGUGGCGAGUUCAUUACUUAAACAAUGUAAACAAAAAUAAUUAUUAAUAUUAAUAAUAAAAUAAAAUGGUUACAU
Engraulis encrasicolus (European anchovy) is the source of this 2640-nucleotide messenger RNA. RefSeq names its product zinc finger protein 577-like. The transcript is spliced from 10 exons. Gene Ontology annotation, molecular function: DNA-binding transcription factor activity, RNA polymerase II-specific; RNA polymerase II cis-regulatory region sequence-specific DNA binding. The coding region runs from base 258 to 2192 and encodes 644 amino acids. Gene Ontology annotation, cellular component: nucleus. The record is from RefSeq and is a predicted model, not a curated record. Lineage: Eukaryota; Metazoa; Chordata; Actinopteri; Clupeiformes; Engraulidae. Gene Ontology annotation, biological process: regulation of transcription by RNA polymerase II.